AUGUAUAUAUUUGAAGUUAGGAACUUAUUUGCACCCAUUUAUCAAACAUUAUCUCGGUCGCCUAGUAAUACGAAUCAUCAACAAUUACCACCUCGUCCAUCAUAUUCAAGACCAUUAUCCCCACAUCAGACUGAUAUUUUCAGUCCAAAUGUAUAUAAUAUCAAUCCAUCAUACCACACUACUGUCCAACCAUCAACAAUACAAUUAUCAUCCACAAAUAAUGCAAAUGCAGAUUUAUCAGUGGAAAUAAGCUGCCAAACUGAUGAAACAUUAGCAUCUGAUUUUCGCAUAUUUCAAUGGUUACAUCGUAUUCAACAUCUACAUGAACCAAUACCCUAUUAUCAAAUGUCUAUCAUCGGCGCUUCAUAUAGCUGCCCUCAAACAUCGAAAACACUCUCCGAUACAACAACCCAAACUGAUCUCACAACUACCAUCACAAACC
Molecule: messenger RNA, 442 nt
Organism: Didymodactylos carnosus
Lineage: Eukaryota; Metazoa; Rotifera; Eurotatoria; Philodinida; Philodinidae
Source: the annotation of a GenBank genome assembly